AUGCGACCCUUGUCUCAUCUUUCUUUUUUCAACGGGCUCCUGCUCGGCCUGUCCGCUCUCUCGGCUGCGACUUCAGUUGUCCACGAGAGACGUGAAGCUACAUCCUCAAACUGGGUUAAGCGGGCGCGUGUGAACCCAUCGGACAAACAUGUCGUCCGCAUUGGCUUAACCCAGAGUAGUCUCGAGGAGGCUCAUGAUUUACUCAUGGAUGUCUCAAAUCCGAGCUCUCCCAAUUAUGCCAGGUUUUACUCGGCAGAUGAAGUCGCUGCAAAAUUCGCGCCGUCGACAGAAACAGUCAACGAGGUUCAGAACUGGCUCACCGAGAAGGGAAUUAAUGCCAGCCGUGUCGCGCAGACGCAGAACCACGGCUGGCUUGUAUUCCACGCCACGUCGAAGGAGAUCGAGAAUUUGUUCGACACUACGUACUAUGAGUACCAUAAUAGGAAAACUGGCAAGAAAGCAAUUGCUUGCGAACAGUACCAUGUCCCGGCUUCAGUCCAAAAGCAUAUCGACUAUGUGCAUCCUGGUGUCAAUCUGAACCCAUCCUCGGGCAAACCCUCCAGUAUCCGUAGAAGGGCAGCUGCGAGCAAGAAGACGAAGCUCCCUGCUCGUGGACCACGGCCUAUUCAGCAACACGAUGUCAAAGGCCUCAACGUCACUAACUGUGAUCAGCUAAUCACACCAGAAUGCAUUCGGGCAUUGUAUAAGAUUCCCUCAGCGCGUGCGGCGCCUCACCCCAAUAACUCGUUGGGAAUUUUCGAGGAAGGGGACUACUAUGCGCAGGAGGACCUCGACCUUUUCUUCAAGACAUUUGCCAAGGAUAUUCCUCAAGGCACCCACCCAAUCCCCGCCUUCAUCGACGGUGCGGAGGCUCCAGUCCCCGUGACUAAGGCGGGUGGGGAGUCAGAUCUCGAUUUCGAACUGGCAUAUCCAAUCGUGCAUCCUCAGAGCAUCACAUUGUACCAGACUGAUGAUGCAAACUGGGCCAGCAAUACCACGGGAUUCCUCAACACUUUCUUGGACGCACUUGAUGGCUCUUACUGCACCUACUGCGCGUAUGGUGAAUGUGGCAACGACCCUUCUCUGGAUCCCGUUUAUCCUGAUGACGCUGGCUACGAUGGACAGCUCAUGUGUGGCGUGUUUAAGCCCACUAAUGUUAUCAGUGUAUCAUACGGCGAACAGGAGAAUGACCUUCCCGCAAAUUACCAACAGAGACAAUGCAUGGAGUUCCUGAAGCUUGGUUUGCAGGGAGUCUCGGUACUCUUUGCUUCUGGUGAUAACGGUGUUGCAGGACCCCCAGGAGAUGGUAACAGCGUUAAUGGCUGCCUGAACAAUGGGACAGUGUUCAGCCCUGCAUUCCCUAACAGCUGCCCAUACAUCACCAACGUCGGCGCCACCAAGGUCUACCCGGGAUACACCGUUUCCCAGCCCGAGAGUGCCGUAUACGAUCCAGAUGGUUUGUACAGUUAUGCUUCGGGUGGUGGCUUCAGCAACAUCUACCCCAUCCCCGAUUACCAGGCGGAAGCCGUUGCCACAUACUUCAAGGACCACAACCCUCCCUAUCCAUACUACGAAGGUGCCGAAAACCUCGGCAAGAACGGCGGUCUUUACAAUCGCUUGGGGCGAGGCUAUCCAGAUGUCGCCGCUAAUGGCGACAACAUUGCCGUCUUCAAUGGCGGCGAGUUCGGUUCGUCCGGUGGAACAAGUGCUAGUACCCCGAUCUUUGCUUCCAUCAUCAACCGCAUUAUCGACGAGCGUCUAGCCGUCGGAAAGGGUCCCGUGGGUUUUAUCAACCCAGUUCUCUACAAGAAUCCCUCCGUCCUGAAUGAUAUCACCAAUGGUACAAAUCCCGGCUGUGGAACGGACGGUUUCUCAACUGCUCCUGGAUGGGACCCCGCCACUGGUUUGGGAACACCGAACUAUCCUAAGAUGUUGAAGUUGUGGCUUGAUCUGCCUUAG
Messenger RNA from Aspergillus oryzae RIB40, 1959 nucleotides. RefSeq names its product S53 family peptidase. Gene Ontology annotation, biological process: proteolysis. Gene Ontology annotation, molecular function: tripeptidyl-peptidase activity; serine-type endopeptidase activity. Bases 1 to 1959 code for a protein of 652 amino acids. The transcript is spliced from 9 exons. The record is from RefSeq and is a predicted model, not a curated record. Lineage: Eukaryota; Fungi; Ascomycota; Eurotiomycetes; Eurotiales; Aspergillaceae.